This is a messenger RNA of Mytilus trossulus (common blue mussel), 8310 nucleotides long. RefSeq names its product rho-related BTB domain-containing protein 2-like. The record is from RefSeq and is a predicted model, not a curated record. NCBI's taxonomy places the organism in Eukaryota, Metazoa, Mollusca, Bivalvia, Mytilida, Mytilidae. Gene Ontology annotation, molecular function: GTP binding; GTPase activity; protein kinase binding. Gene Ontology annotation, cellular component: cytoplasmic vesicle; cell projection; cytoskeleton. Bases 221 to 2215 code for a protein of 664 amino acids. The transcript is spliced from 9 exons. Gene Ontology annotation, biological process: cortical cytoskeleton organization; establishment or maintenance of cell polarity; small GTPase-mediated signal transduction.
CUAUUUUUGGACAAAAUUGAACUAAAAUUGUCAAAAUCAGUUGAUUUUUAUAUCUUAUUAAAGGUUUUAUUAUUGUCAUGUACAAUCACGGCUGGUAAUCUACACAUGCAGAACAUUUGGUUCUGCAAUGAAAACAGUGAGAGGAUUUUCUGGUUGUGCUUGAGUGGAGCAAUUGACACCGCUUCGAAAGGUUUAACCAGAUAAACAUAUAAAUAUAAAAAUGGUUCAAACAGCAAAUCUGCCAAAAGAUAAUUAUGAGUUUGUGAAAUGUGUGGUGGUUGGUGAUGGAGGUGUUGGAAAAACAUGUCUGACAUGUGCCUGGUCAGUUGGCACUACAUACAAACUGGAAAGCCUGGUCAAGUCACAUGUAUCUACAGUCUUUGCUAUCGAUCAUUUCAUAAAAGACAAACAGGUAUCUGACAGAUCUUGGUGCAAUGUGGAUGGGGUACCAGUUUGUUUACAUCUCUGGGAUACAUUCGGUUACCAUGAUAAAGAUAGGGGAUUUGCUUAUAAAGGGGCAGAUGUAGUUUUGCUUUGCUUCAGUGUUGUCAAACCUUCAUCUUUGGACAGUGUCAUAAGAUUUUGGGUUUCGGAGAUAAAGUCAAAAAGUAGCACAACACCUAUAGUGUUGGUUGGUACCCAGGCUGACAUGAGAUACAAUUGUUAUGACGAUGGCUACAAAGCUAUGGACAAAGGUCUGGUGUACAAAGAAGUAAAACCAGAACAUGUUAUUUUACCAGAAAAAGGGAGAACAGUUGCAAAGCAGAUAGGUGCACCAUACUAUGAAACAAGUGUUUUAACACAUCAUGGUGUGGAUGAUGUCUUUUUUAAUGUAAUCAGAGCAGCCAUGAUUGAAAGAAGAAAGAUCAAAUUUUGGAGUCCACAACUACGCAGAAUAAAAUAUCCACUCAUCCAAAAGCCAAUGGAAUGGCCAAUGAGAUUGUUUCCAGAGAUAAAAGUCCCUGAGAGUACAAUAAAUGAAGAACUUGCUGAGAUACAUACCAGACAAAAUGUUGGAGAUAUGUUGAUUAGUGUGCGGGAUGUCUGCUUUACAGCUCAUAGGGUAAUACUGGCUUCCUCAUGUCAAAUAUUUGAAGAAAUUUUAAUGGCAGACUAUUGUAGUCAUGACAAAUCUGCUGUCAAAACUUCUGAGACAACACAGCAGACAGCAUUUUGCCAUGACAUUAAAUUACCAGGAUUUGAAACUAUUGAAUACAAGCAAUGUCAGGACCCAUUCAAUAGGAUGCAUGGAGAAAUGAUCACUGUAUUAACUGUAGCAAGGGAAGUAACUCCUCUUGCUUUGCAAUAUGUAUUAGAGUAUUUAUAUACUGGCACAGCAAAAGAAGACUUUGACAUCUUACCGGAAGCCAAACAAGCUGCUGAGCUUCUCCAGUUAAAAGAUUUACUUUUGCAGAUUUCUAAUCUUCAAUCAAAGGAAGCUUUCCUGAACUCAAAAUUACAAAAGCAAUUUAGACAUGAUAGAUGUGAUGCUUUAAACAGAAUGGCUAUUCACAAAGGAGCAUUUACAGAUGUAAAGUUUUCCUUGGAUGAUGAUAUUGUAAGUGCCCACAAACCAUUAUUAAUGGCACGUUGUGACAUGAUGGCUGCCAUGUUUACAGCUAAUUUCAUGGAGGCCUCUGCUCCUGUGAUCCCCUUACCAGGUGUGACUGCUGAUGUGUUCAAGGUUUUACAAGAGUUUCUGUACACUGGUUGUGUAACAAAUGUAAUGGAUGUGGAUUGUCUGGCUUUGAUAGAAGUGGCCAACAGGUUCUGUCUUCCAAGGUUUGUCAAGUUGAUAGAGAAUGCCAUUGUAGAACAGUUCCAGAUGUGGGAUGACCAGAAAGUCAACAUUUUAGAAGAUGUCAUUCUCUUGAUAGAACCAUCACAUUUACACAAUGCAUACCAGCUUGCUGCUUGGUGUUUAGAAUAUGUUUGUCAACAUUAUCCAGACGCAUGGAAAUACAACAAACAUUACAUGCAGGCAUUAUCCAAAGACAAUCUGAAAUUUUUGGAAAAAAACAGAUGGACGCCAGCAUGGUAUGUAAAUGAAUAUGAGUUGUAUAACAAUGCUAUCAAUGAAGACAGCAAGAAGAGACUAAUACAGAGACAGGCACAGUUCACACGAUUACAGCGAUGUACAACAGCAUGUCUUUGCUUCAGACGACCUUCAAGAUUUGCAUUUGAAGAUACUGAUAUAGAAGAAGUGCAGGGUUGAAUAUGAGAACAAAAAAUUAUGAAAAAAGCCAGUGAAUCAACAAUACUAGCAUUUCAUUGGUUAUCAUUUGAGGUUUGCUCAUCUGUCGUUUCCAUGGCUACUGUAUCUGGUGUGUUCAGCAACUGUUGUCAUGGACCACUGUUAUUAUUUUAGAAUGUUAAAUUUAAAUACUCAUUGAAUACAAUGUCCCUGUGGUUUAGAUUAUUUGAUAUCAGCCAUAUUGAACCAAAAUUUAAUUUUAAGAAAAAAGCAAAAUAUUUUCUUCAAAACUAAUUUUAUAGGAAAUUUAAUUCAAUAAAGAUUAUAAGCUGUCUUAUUUAACGCAAAUGACCACAUACUUAAUAGCAAAGAUUGAUUAAUACAUGUUAAAUGUGCAUGUUCUUGAAAUUUCUGUUAUUGACGCUUUAACAGUCAAACAAGAAUAUCUGUAUUGCAACAUGAAAAGUAAUAUUGUAAAGAACAUGAUAGUUUAUAUAUUUUUUUUGUUACUUACAAUAAAGGAGUAUGUUCGAUAAGGUCAUAAAAUGGCCCCGUUUUUUUGCGUAAAUUUAAAAUUCGGAUUUACCGACCAAUAUCACGCUAAAUUAUAGCCAACACAUUGACUAGCUAGGAUGUGAACCAUUUUGUUGAAAAUUUUACGUUUCUGCGUUUCAUUAUGACGUCACAAGUUGUACUCAUAUUGAUUUUUCAUGAAAAAAUCAAGGAAAAUGGGUGAAUUUUCAUAGAUCAUUGGACAGGCAACAUAGAGCGCAUACGUCGACAACAAAGAUCUUUUAAAAUAAUGUUUGUGAAGACAUUUCAAAUUUUUUAUUUGAGUCUUAAGCUUGUCAACGCCUGCGCUCUAUGUUUCCUUGUCCUUUAUUUGGCCAAAAUCUAGCUGAUUUUGUCAUAUUUCACCAAAAUCCCUUAUCUUGACCUUUUUUGGAUGUAAAAAUCAACGUCAUAGAAUUAAACUUUGACAAAAACAGUUCUGUUUAACUUUCUAACAUGUCUUUAAGGCAACUUUAGACAUUUAUUAUCUUUUAACUCUGAACUUUAUAAUUGGGGCCAAAUAUGACCCUUACCGAACUUACUCCUUUGAUAUAAAAAUGUUUUUCUCAGGGUAAAAAUCUGCUCUAUAAUGAGUUAUUUGAAUAUUGAAUCUAAUAAUUUUAAAAAUGACAAAAACUUUGUGGUCAUGAGUUCAUAGAUCUUAAAUCAUAAAUUUCAAUCAAUACUUCACAUGAAAUAUAGUAGGAUAUUGACACUUUUUAUUUGUUACAAUGAAUUAAAUAAUUGAAUAUUAAAAUUUUUGUUUGUAAAGUCAGUAACAUGUAAACACAUUUGUAAGAUAUUUUUUUUUUUUUUUUUUUAUUAUCUCUGCACUGUUUAUCAUGCUUAUGAGGGUGAAAUAAAGUUUGUGUUAGGGUAUGUAUUUUUUGGGGUAAAGGCAAUGUGCAUUACUUGAAAUUUUUGUUGGUUUAUAUAGUAAACAGCAAUACUUUUACAGUUCCUAUUUAAAAAGCUUUUAUGACAGCAAUAUUUUGCAAUUACUUUAUAUGUUUAUAAAGCUUGUAUGCCAUUCAAAUAUAUAUUUUUUAAUUAUUCCAAAGUCAUGUAAGGUCAAGGCCUUGUAAGUUAUUUCCUUUUUAACUUGAUUUUAUAUAAAUAUACAUCCUAUAAAAUGAAAAAACUUAAAUUUAGUACACUAGUUUCAAAAUAAAAGUUUUGUUACUAACAUUCACAUCUUUAAGAACUUUAUAUAUAUAUAUAUAUAUAUUGAUUUAUAAUUAUUGAUUUUUUUACCUGUGUCUUUAGUGAUACUUGUUGAAAGUCUGUUAGUGCAAGUUCAUUGGUAUUAUAUUAGCAGGAACCCUCAAACACACACAUACAUAUAUAUAACCAUAACCUUUUGUAAUGUCAAAUGUUAAAAAUAAAAUAUAAAGCUACCAACGAUCAAUUUCCAUAGUUCAACUUUUAUUUUUAUUAUUUAAAUGUCUGAGAAAUAGUUAUUUUUAAAUUUGAAUGGCAAAAUGCUUGUUACUGACUGUAUAUAACUAUAUAUAUAUACUUUAUCUUAAUUUAUAUGGUAUUUGGUAUUUUUAAUUUUAUGUUGUUGUUCCUCAUUCAUACUGGCUUAUCAGUCAUGAUGUCUGGUUCAUAUUUGUUGUCAGUGGUGACAUGUAGGCUAUGUUGUUUCAUUUGUAUGAUUUUUUGGGGAUUUUUUUUUUAACAUCUGAAUUUUAUUGACUAAAGACAAUAUGUACAUUUAUUGACAAAGGUAUGAUUAUAAUUCAUGUUGAGAACAAAAAAUGAGUCCUGAGUGCUUAUGCUGUAUUUUUUUAAAUGAAAUUCCAAUAAGAGUGCUAUUUUUUUUCUCACAAAUUUUGAUAGUGCUUCAGUUUGCUCAAGUGCUAAAACUAACAAUACUUACAUUGAUAGUGCUUCUUUUUGCUUAAGUGCCCAAACUAACAAAACUUAUUUUGAUAGUGUUUCUGAUAAGUCCAAGUGCUCAAACUAACAACACUUACAUUGGUAGUGCUUCUAUACUUGUCAUUUUAUAACAUUAAGUGCUUCUGUAAAUAACCUCAAAACGUGAUAGGAAAAAAUAAAAAGAUUUUUAGACAUGAGGCCAGCAAUUUGUUGUUUUUAAUGCUUGAACUCUGCCAGUACCUAAACAACUCAGAACAUGUGUGUUGUUAUGAUGUUAUUCAGGUGUUAAAUUUACUAGUGGAUGUUUUUGAAUUAGUGAAAAACAGUUUAGAUGUAAAUGUGCCAAUAAAUUUAAUGUAGGUAUAUUGUUACAAUUUUAAUGCAGGUUUUAAAUUUACCUGCCAAAUUUGUUUGAAUUAGUAAAAAGCUAUGUCGAUACAAAUGUGCCAAUAAACUUGGUGAAGGUGUAUUGUUAAAAAUUUAAAUACAGUUGUUUAAUUUACUUGCCAAUUUGUUUUAAAUUAGUGAUUUAUUUUAGAGUGCCAAAGGAAUAUAAAUCAGUCUUUUUAUGCCAAAUUAUCUGUAGAUUUUUAUCAAAAAUUAAACAUGAUUAUUAUUUGCAUUGAUUUUUAGCAUUUUUACUGUUUUUUACAUUUUUAUUGGCACCUGGAAUAUUUACCUUUAAAUUAAUAAAAUUGAACCUUUUUUUUUAUUGUAUUCGAACGAAAGACAUUUAUUGAUAUAAACAAUCCAAUGAACAAAUACAAGUUUUUUUCUGUUUUUUUUUGUUAAUUUGCUAGUUAAAAUUAUUACAACACAGGAGAAGUAAUCAGCCCAAUAAUACAUGAUUAGGAAUGUCCUGAGAUUUAUAAUGUUCAUUUAGAUAAACUAUAAUCUGAUUAAUUUGGUAAAUUUACACACUAAGUUUGCUACUCCCUUAGGGAAAGAAUCUUAUUCAAUUGUGUUAGACCGCUUUUGGUUACAAAUCUCUCUUGUUAUACUUUUAUCACAAACAUGUCUUUAUUAUCUGUGAGUAAAUUAGAUCUGUACUAGAGAUAUUUUUUGGAUUGUUAGUCUCUUUGAUAGUUUUUUGUGCUUCAUGCAGAUCUGAUCAGUCAAACCAAGUUUAUUCUUAUAUUGUGCUGUUUCACCAUUGUCCCUGGUUGGGGAGGAUUGAGUGCUUACAAAUAGUUUAAACCAUGCCAACUUCUGUAUGUGCCAGGCUCAAGUCAUGACUUAUAAAGUCUGUGAUUCAUAGGUUGUGUUUGGUUGCUGUCUGUCAUACUUGUUUUUCAUUUAUUGUUUUAUCACCAAUCAGGUUGUUUGAUUUUUCUUGUUGAAUUUUCAUGACAGGGCCUUUUAUAGCUCCAAAGGAUAUGGGUUUUCCUAUUGUUGAAGGCUGUACAGUGAAUUAUAAUUGCUUACAUUCAUGCCAUGUAGUCUCGGGUGGAUAGUUGUCUCAUUGCAAUCAAACCACAUUAUUUUUGAUAGUAUCUGAAAUUUCCAAAUUACUAGUAUCUAAAUAAUGUUCUAUUGCUUUCAUUUAUCAAUCUUAUUGUUUUUAAAUGUUAAUUUCAAGAAAUAAAAGAGGUGUUUCCUUAUAGAAUGAUAAGUUUAAUUUAGUUUCAAGUCUCUUCACCAUUAGAUAAACCUUUACAUAUCUGUUUCGGUUUUUUGUAAAGGUUUUACGAAGAGGAAGAGACUUCUUACAUGAUAUGUAAAAAUCCUUUUUGGAACUUCAAUGUUCGUGAACUUAAAUAUAAUUCUGUGUCAUUGGGUUGCUGUCUCAUUGACCUAUAUAUCACAUCUGAUUUGAUUUAUAUUUAUUAAAAGGUUGUGAUUUAUGUUUAUUAAAAGAUUGUUAUAUUAUUUACAAAUAUACUGUUUCUCUGAUGAAAUUAACAAAAAUUCCUCUUGUGAUAAAAAAAAGAAUUACUUUGAGGAUAAUAUAUCAAUAGUUUUUGGGGUGUUCAAAAUCUUAACAACAGUGUAGAAAGCUUUUCUCAAAUAUUGAUUAUCCUAAUGAUGGGUUACCAUAGUUAACUUGCAAUCUUCUUAUCGAUGAGAAAUAGAUGAUUACAAUUUUAGUAUUGCAAUAUUUGCAUGAUAAUUUUAUAGGUAUGAGAACCAGUUACAAAGACUUCAAGUCACUAAGUAAUAGAAAUUCACCUUUAAUCUGUGCAUUGAUGUGAGAUAUUAAAUGUUUAGUUGCAAGACAAGAAGAAACUGUGUCAAAUGAACCAAACACAUAUAAAGGAGGGCACACUAUAUUCUUGGACCAACAAAAAGCAUUUGAUCAGGCGGAUUGGGAAUGGAUAGAUUUUUGUUAACCAAAAACAAAUUUCACACCUCUUCCUUUACUAGAUCGUAAAUUAUGAAUUUCUGUCACUUGAACAGGAUUAUCAAAUACUAUUUUUAAAUAAAUGACUUUUUUGGGGGCGAAAAAUGUGAAAAGCUGAUGAUUGUAAUUGGGAACUGAGGGAAACUGAUUUUUAACCUAUAGCUUUUAUUAUGUAUUAUAUGUGAGAUGUAUAGUAUAUUGAACUGCAAAUUUUUUUAAUCAAUUGUGGAAGACCAUUGGAAGCAAAAAUUUGCAACCCUUUUCUUAUAAAUGGUACUUGAAUUGAAAUGUUAACAUAUAACUUGCAUAUUGAGUACUAUUAAAUAACUGAAAUAAGCAAUUCUCAACUUAUUUACUUGUCCAAUUUUCAAGGAAAGUUGAAAAAUAUAUUAGGCAAAUUUAAUUCUAAACAGACUUCAAAUUGAAGUAUUUUUUAAAUACUUACAUAUUGUAGUGCCUUUCUGAUGUAUGUAAGUUGAAUUUUUGAUUUUUUUAAUUAAUUUUCCCAAUCUUGCAUAAUUUCAGUGAAAUGUGUAGAAAACUCUGCAUUAAAAUACACUUUCAAAUCACUGAGUUUAAGAUUUUUACACCAGCCGAUGAUUAUAUUAAAUAACUAGUCAGUAGAAGUUUUGGAUUGAUGAAAGAUUGUUCAAAGAUAAUAUGCAUUGAUAGAUAUGAAGAAUGUUUUUUUAAGUUAAAGAAAGUUAAAAUGAAUGAUUUUUGUUAAUUGUAAUGGUUAGGGUAACUGCUAGAUAUAAUUUUUCACCAUUUGUCUUUCCAAGAUUAUUACUACUUUUAAAAAUGUUAUUGUUAAUAGUUAAUGUGGAUUGUUUUGAAAAUAAUUAUUUUAUUUCACAGAUUAUAUUGUGAUAAUCCACUAUAUGUAGUUAGAAGUAGAAAUAUAAUCAUUUCAAUGCUAUGUACCGGUAUUCUUUAUUUAGUAAGUAUAGAUUUGAUGGGCUAAGGAUCAAAAUUUGUGUUUUAUAUAUAAAAAGUGAUAGUUUUAGAAGAAUGAAACAAAAUAUGACAAGAUUUAGAUAAAGAAGUUAUUCUAUGAUAUUAUUUUUUGUUAUUUUCUUUUCCUUGUUAUAUAAGGGUAUUUCUUUAUUUUAUAAAUCAGUCUUCUAUUUAUCAUGUUUAUGAUAUAUUCUAUAUCUCACGUAGCUUUAUCAUUUAUUUGUGUUCACAGUUGGAGUAGGAACAGAGAGUGGGGGGUAUUCUUCUAUAUGGUGUUCCCACCCCAGUGUUUAAAAUGUAUUUAUUAUCACCAGAUCUGAAAAUAUAUGUAGUACCUUUGAAAACUGAUUGAAAUUAUAUACUAGCUAUAUGGAAGUUAGAUUGG